AUGGCCGACAAAACUUUGAUGUCGUUAUCCAAGCUUUUCGGCGGCUCUGGCGAUGAUUGGAUUCUGUUGGCUUCCGAGUCUGAUCUGCGUGCAUACGUGUUGCGCCAACAUUUGGGUAUUACAAACAUUCUUAUGUUGAGGUCCAACUUUGCGGAAAAUUUGAAAUUGGAAGAUGGUGAGACAGCAUAUGAUUAUACCGUGAAGACUGCCGACAAGAAGGCCGAGAUGGUCGCCAAACGUUUUGUUGAACAUGAAAAAGACAGAACUUUCCGUAAUGAAGUGCGCAGCCCAUUUGGUACCGUCCCUGACAAUUUCGAUUUUAGUAAGGUGAAGUUCAUUAUUGGUGCCGACACCGUCGCCUGGUGCAACGAUGUUGUUUUUGGGAAGCCAAUAGACAGGACUGCUGCGCACGACCAGCUGCUUGCCUAUCAGAAGUAUGAUCCCAUCAUGGUUACCGGAGUGAGUAUUUAUGUUAAGGACGGGGAGAAGAGUGUCAAGCGUGUUUGCAGUUUCUACGAGCGCACUAUUGUCCACUUUGCGAUUCUCAGCGAAGCGCAAAUCGUAGCGUACUUGGACACGGAGGAGUACAAGGGCGUGGCUGGUUCGUGCAACUACACGAGUUUGGGUGAGACCUUGGUGGAGUCGAUUGACGGUAGCUACACUGCUGCCGUUGGAAUACCGACUCACCAAUUGGCUUAUGAGCUUUGCAACUACCUGAACCGCGGAACCGCCACCCAGUACUUGGUAGACGGCGCCGAAGCAGGUGAGAAGGUUCUGCGUCGUCGCACAAAGCGCACUGUUGGUAAAUUAACACAAGAGGUUUUGACGAAAGAGAAUGAGUUGACGAAUGUAAUUACUCCGCAAGAAAAGGCAUCUCCGUCCUCAGAUAGUGAGUCGGAAGAGGAACCUAUUGAGGGUGGAAGCGAAAUUGGUACCACUAAAAGUCGUAGGAGGCGUGAAGCUCAAAGCCAGGAACCACAAGAAACUAUUGAGCAGGGUCCAGUUGGUGAAGGAGAGGAAACGGAAGAGCAGCAGGAAGAGGUUACCAAAGAGAAUGAAAGCGAAAGCGAAGGUGGUGAGGAUGAAGACAAAGAGGAUGAAGAUGAGAAAGAAGAGGAAUCACUAAGCAGUGACGAGGAGGAAGCUAAGAAAGGAGAUGAAGAGGGAGAGCGUGGCGAGGAGGGCAAUGAAGAUAUUGCUCAGAAAUCGGAUGAGGAAGACAACAAGAGCAAGAGCGGUGAAGAUGAAGACGAAGAGGACAAGCUAGAGGAAGAAGACGAAGAGAGCUCCAAUGAAAGUCAACCAGAGGAAGAGGAGGAGGAAGAAGAAGAAGAAGCAGACGUCAAUGUUUUAGAAAAUGGCGCCGAAGAAGUGCCGAGGUCAAGAAAUAGGCGUUCGGCAUCCCUAAGUCCAGAGGACGAGAGCUUCCAGGAAACUGCUGAGGAGACAUACAACGAACGUUCUGAAUUGGAAAAUGAGGCUAGCGAGGAUGAGUUCAGAUCCACUGACGAGGCCGAUCGUGAGUCUAGCAACGAGGAAGAAUUUGAUAUAGAGGAGGAACGCCGCGAAGAAGUGGAUUCCCUGACGGAUGAGACCGAAAAUGGUCCGGAGGAUGUCAUCGAGGAAGAAUUGUCGUCUCGUCCCGCUUCCCCCCGCAUGAAUGCCGAAAACGAAGAGCAGGAGAAUGGUGAUGAGUUCAAUUUGGAAGGUGAACCCGAGAGGGGCGUGUCGUCAGGCCACGAGGAAGGUCAAAUGCUUGCUGAAGAGGAGGAACCCCGUGAUUUGACGCAGGAGGAGCAAUUACCCGAGGGAACGGAAGAAAUGGGAGAGGAGGAAGAAGAGAUCUAA
Molecule: messenger RNA, 1848 nt
Organism: Babesia bigemina
Lineage: Eukaryota; Apicomplexa; Aconoidasida; Piroplasmida; Babesiidae
Exons: 1
Coding region: 1-1848 (615 amino acids)
Molecular function (GO): nucleoside triphosphate diphosphatase activity
Source: RefSeq, a predicted model, not a curated record